Prunus armeniaca (apricot) is the source of this 1938-nucleotide messenger RNA. The record is from the annotation of a GenBank genome assembly. Lineage: Eukaryota; Viridiplantae; Streptophyta; Magnoliopsida; Rosales; Rosaceae.
AUGAGCCCCGUGAGUCCUACCGGGCAAUGCCUCAACAGCUCUGUGCUAUCCAUGUCAAUUCUUGGUGUUUGGGAAUUUGAGAUUCCAAUCAAUGAGUCGAAGAUCUUGUCAUUCCUUCAGGAUGUCUUCCUCAAUAUCAGCCCUCGAUUCUCUUCCAUCAUGCGGGGUGGUGACAGUGGAAGUAUUUUCAGGCGGGUGUCUGAAACUUCUGCCUCUGUUUUUGACACUGUGAAAGAUUUUAGCUGGAACUCUUUGUUUCAAGAUGAUUGCACACCAAUAAGAUCUAGGAAUUAUGGAGUUGAGUUUCUGCCAAUGAUAGUAUCGAGCAUCACAUUAUCCCUUGAUGAAAUCAAACUUAUCAAGAACAAGCUCAACGCGCUUUUGCAUGGCGCGCGGUGGCAUGUAGGAGAUGUGAAUUAUCUGUUGGGCUGUCCAGCUGUAACUGGGCUUCCUUCUUGGAUUUUGACUCCUUUUGCAGAUUGGGUUCCCAAUUGGAAUGAGCCUUUGACUGUUCUUGGAGUUGGGUUCCCAGUAGGAAUAGGCUUGCGAUUCCUUCUUGACCUAGGAUGCCCAACGUGUGUAAAUGCAGGGCUUCUCUUCAUUCUUCUUCACAUCGAAAACUUAACUUCUCUACUUUCUAGCUUGAGAGAGAUCUUGGAGAAUUUGUACUGCUUGUCGAAGAGAGGAGUCGCCGUGCAUCCCAAAUGGGUGGCAGCUGUGGUAGGGCAUGUCUGCGCAGAUGGACCAGCUGCUGCCUAUCAUCACAGGCCUGGGCUGCAGCAUGUUGGGCCUCGUGCGUUGCAGGCCUCGUCAACUAAGAGUGUUCUGCCGGACUACCCUUCAAAAAGGAAGGUUGACGUCAAGUCUUUAAGAAAUGAAGCUGCGAAUUCGCUGGCGAAAGAUGCGUCCCCGUUGAGGAAGAAGCCAAGGAUCCCUUAUGCUGAGAAGACUAAAGUGAGAGCUGUUUCAUCAUCAUCUACAAGGGUUAAAGAUCUUGUUUGUGUAGAUAGUAGGAAGGUUGGUGGUAUGCGCGGUGUUUGCUGUGUUUUGCCCGAGCCUUCUACUGACAAGCUUGAAAACCAUGAUAUACUUCGCGAGGCAGCUCGUGCCCGAUCUAGUUAUGUCGAGCGUCAAAGAGAUGCAGACAUUCCUCCUCGAAGUUCGAGUCGUCUGCCUCGGUCAAAAGAUGGACAUCGAAGCAGGAGGUCUGCUCAUGAUCUAGCUGUUGAGUCACGGGCAAUCAAGCGUGGAGUUGAUUCAGUAUCAUUGACUCCUUUGGAAGUGAGGUUGGCGGAGGACAAGAAGAUGAGAGCGUCAUCUGCCCAGGCGAAGGGAUCUUCAGUGUCGGCGGUUGAUCCCAAGGUAAACAAGUCCAGCCCUGCAGGGGAUGCAUGCGUGUCUGACCUGCUCAAGACAGACUUUCUAUCAAACCCGUCCUCUUGUGCUGAGUUGGUCGAUCACAUCUUUUUUGUUGCUGAAACUAUUCGAAACUCAUAUGCGGUUGCCCCCUCUUCUGCUGCUGACUUGGUUAGUCGAAAAGAUGCCUACUUUUGUCUUGAGCGCAAGAAUGCUGACGUCUCCUUUAGUUGUGACAAACUUCUGGCUAGAUUUCACGCAUACCACAAGUCCGCAGAAAAAUCCAAGUCUGAAGCCAUCAUAGAUGCGUACAAGUUGGGCUACCUGCACUGCGCAGAUAGGACUACUCCUUUGUAUGCAAUUGAUGACGUAAACAUCGAGACGCUCUGCCCCGACUCACCCCCUGUGGAAGGAGGAGCUGAAGAGCAGGCAGCCAGAGAGGAUGAAGCAGAGGAGGACGCAGUAGAUGAGAUGAUGGCAGAUGUCGCAGAGCAGGCAGAUGGAGCCAUUGAAGGCCUGGAUGAUCAGGCGGAGGCCGAAGAGGCUGCAGCUCAGAGAUCUCCUACUGGCGUCCCAGAGUAG